Messenger RNA from Cebus imitator (Panamanian white-faced capuchin), 5233 nucleotides. Its product is annotated as zinc finger protein 551. Lineage: Eukaryota; Metazoa; Chordata; Mammalia; Primates; Cebidae. The record is from RefSeq and is a predicted model, not a curated record. The coding region runs from base 217 to 2157 and encodes 646 amino acids. Gene Ontology annotation, biological process: regulation of immune system process; negative regulation of transcription by RNA polymerase II; regulation of cytokine production. The transcript has 3 exons.
UUCCGCGCAUGCGCAGGACGACGGGGCGGUACUUCCUGCGUUCUCCUCGCGGUGGUUAUUUUGGCUUCUCUCCUGUCUGUCCAUCCCAACAGAACCUCCGCAGCUGGGGUCGCGACUGAGACACUGUACAGAGAAGGCGCCAAAGUGGGUCUGAGGCUCCUCGACGCCACCCGGGGUGAGCUGUGCCAGGCCCGGGAUAGGGACCUCUGUGUUCGAAUGCCUGCCCCGGUCGCCCGCCGCUCCUCGCCUAGUCCACCGAGUUCAAUGGCGGCAUUCGCGCUGAGGGACCCGGCUCGGGGUAUGACCUUUGAGGAUGUGGCCAUUUAUUUCUCCCAAGAAGAGUGGGAGCUCCUUGAUGAAGCUCAGAGGUUCCUGUACUGUGAUGUGAUGCUGGAGAACUUUGCACAUGUAACCUCCCUGGGUUAUUGCCAUGGGACAGAGAAUGAGGCGAUAGCUUCUGAGCAGAGUGUAUCUGUAGGAGGAAAGUUACAGGUCAGGACUUCUCAGGGGGAUACACCCACCCAGAAAACUCACCUCAGUGAGGUUAAGAUGUGUGUCCCAGUCUUGAAAGACAUUUUGCCUGAGGCUGAGCACCAAACCACAUCCCCUGUGCAAAAGUCGUACUUGGGUGGCACAAGUGUGAGAGGCUUCUGUUUCAGUGCUGACCUUCACCGGCACCAAAAGCAUAACAAUGAAGAAGAACCCUGGAAAAGGAGUAUGGAUGGGGCUACAUUUGUGACAGGCUGCAGAUUCCAUGUGUUGAAUUAUUUUACCUGUGGGGAGGACUUCCCAGCCUCCAUGGACCUACUCCAACACCAAGCCACUCCUAGAGGUGAGGAGCCACAAAGUAGCAGCAGCAAGCAUAUACAGGCAUUUUAUGGGGCAAAAAAUUGUUACAAGUGGGAUGAAUGCAAAAAAGCUUCAAGCCACAAACACACACUUGUUCAGCCUCAGAGUGUCUGCUCUGAAGAAGGGCUUUAUGAGUGUAGUCAAUGUGAGAAAGCUUUCACCUGCAAGAACACACUUGUUCAGCACCAGCAAAUUCACACUGGACCAAAGACAUUUGAGUGUAGUGAAUGUGGAGAAUCCUUUAGCAAAAAGUGCCACCUAAACUUACCUAAGAUAGUUUACACUGGAGAAGGGCCUGAUGAAUGCAGUGAUCAUGGGAAAGGCUUUAUCCAUAAAUCUGAAUUCAUUCACCACCAGAGACGUCACACCAGAGGAGUGCGUUAUGAGUGUGGUGAAUGUAGGAAAACCUUUAGCUACAAAUCUAACCUCAUUGAACACCAGAGAGUUCACACUGGAGAAAGGCCUUAUAAAUGUGGUGAGUGCGAGAAAUCCUUUAGACAAAGCUCUAACCUUUUCCGACACCAGAGAGUUCACUCUGGAGAAAGGCCUUAUCAGUGCUGUGAAUGUGGGAAAUCCUUUAGACAAAUAUUCAAUCUCAUUCGACACAGAAGAGUUCACACUGGAGAAAUGCCUUAUCGGUGCAGUGAUUGUGGGAAAGCUUUUAGCUGCAAAUCAGAACUCAUUCAACACCAGAGAAUUCACAGUGGAGAAAGACCUUAUGAGUGCGGCGAAUGUGGGAAAUCCUUUAGGCAAUUCUCUAACCUUAUUCGACACCGCAGCAUUCACACUGGUGAUAGGCCUUAUGAGUGCAGUGAAUGUGAGAAGUCAUUCAGCCGCAAAUUUAUUCUGAUUCAACACCAAAGAGUUCACACUGGAGAAAAGCCUUAUGAAUGCAAUGAAUGUGGAAAAUCUUUUACCCGCAAAUCUGACCUCAUUCAACACAGGAGAAUUCAUACUGGCACAAGACCUUAUGAGUGCAGCGAAUGUGGCAAAUCUUUCAGACAGCGCUCUGGCCUCAUUCAGCACCGAAGACUUCAUACUGGUGAAAGGCCUUAUGAGUGUAGUGAAUGUGGAAAGUCCUUUAGCCAAAGUGCUAGCCUCAUUCAACACCAGAGAGUUCACACUGGAGAAAGACCUUAUGAAUGUAGUGAAUGUGGGAAAUCCUUUAGCCAGAGCUCUACCCUCAUUCAGCACCAGAGAGGUCACACUGGAGAAAGACCUUAUGAGUGCAGUGAAUGUGGGAAACUCUUUACCCACAAAUCUAACCUUAUUCAACACCAAAGAGUUCACUGGAGAAAGGCCUUAUGAAUGCAGUGAAUGUGGGAAAUCUAACCUCAUUUAGCUGAGGAAAGUUCACACUGAAGAAAAGCCUUAAAUGUGAAGGGAAUGUGCUGUUUCUUUAUUUGGUAUAAUAGCACUGGAGGAGACUGUGGGAGCCAUCUUCCUAAAUUUAAACUUUCAGCAUCUACAAUGGGGGAUUCUAUGUAAGCUUCAGGUAUGUGGGAAGCUUUGAGGAGGUUCAUUGUAAUUUGUAAUCUGUGCAGGUCCAUAGCCUGAUUUAUGUCACUGCCCAUUUCUGAGGCUGAAGCCAUUUUACCUCUACCACCUGGCAGGUAUACACAAUGUGCAUGAGUCACUUCCCCACAGUGCUCAGAGAAAUAAACCUCUGUAUUCUCCCAUUUGCUUGGGGAAAUUAUUAAUAGCCCAAGGAUGCAGGAGGUACUCAUGUCCUUUCUCUGACUUUAGAGUAUAGACCUGUCCCAUUUGUGGUCCAGAGGAGUCAAUCUGAGUUACACUGUCAGCUUUCUAAGAAGGAUUACUUUUUUUGGAGACAUUGUUGGUCUCACAUGAUGCUUGUAAUGAAUUUUUCCAGAUUCUGAUUCACCAGCUUGGAAACUGCUUGGUGCACAUUGCUCUGAUUUGUGAUCUUUUUAUAAAGGUUUUAAAAAGGCUGGGCACCGUGGCUUAGUCCUGUAAUCCCAGCACUUUGGGAGGCAGUGGCAGGCAGAUCAGCUGAGUCCAGGUCAGCAGCCUGACCAACGUGUUGAAACCCAUCUCUACUGAAAAUACAGAAGUAGCCCGGCAUGGUAGAAGGCGCCUUUAAUCCUAGCUACUUGGGAGGCUGAGGCAGGAGAAUCACUUGCACCCAGGAGGCAGAAGUUGUAGUGAGCCGAGAUCGCACCAUUGCCCGGCAGCCUGGGUGACAAGAGCGAAACUGUCUUAAAACAAAGAUUUUUAAAAAUUUAUGCACCUUUAAUCUUGGGGUUUCUAUUCAUUGUAUACAAUGAUUUAUAAGCAGAAUAGUGAUAUGAGCAUGAAGGGGUGGACAGAUUUUGUGGAGAUCUCAAAUUUUCUGUGCUCAUAAGGAACAAUGUGAUGGCAGAAGCAGGUUUUUGUCCUGUAUUGAUGUAAUUGGCCUGCUGCCCAAGGCCUCAAAGUAAAGACUGCCAGGCUUUGUGUUCCUGUAUUGUGAUCUGUUGCCAUUUUUGUGAGGUCAGAGGCCACCAUGAAAAGGAGGCAGUUGGUCAAAACUCACGUGCUGAUCAGUAGUGGGAUCGCGCCUGUGAAUAGCCACUGAGUCCAGCCUUAGCAACAUACUGAGAUGCCAUCUCAAAAAGAAAAAAAAGAAAAAAGAAGAGGCAGUUGUGACAAUGUGCAGUGCUUCCGUGAACGUAAAUUUUGUUCAGUUGUUCACAAGAAAUACCACAUAAUUCUUAGCACCAUUGAGGGGAAUCUGUUUCCCAGGUCCUGCAAAGGAGCCAUGUGCCAUGAUGUGUAAGUCAGUGUAGGCUGAUUCCAUUUGUUUUCAGACUAUAGGUGUAGAGGUGAAGUUCCAGGCACAACUGUAAUUGGGACCAAAACUCUAGGCAAAUGGGGAGUAGAGAAGACUGCAGUAAAUUAGAUGGAAUGAACUUCUAAAAGUUCAUCUACAAAUUUUCCAGUGAAUAUGGCUGUGUGGGAUCAGUGAGUACAGAAAUUCUCAGGAUCUUUGUAACCAUUUCUUAUGGCUGAGAUCAGUGUCAGAAAAGAGUCCAUAAAGGUUUUGUGGCUCCUUAUAUCCUCUAUGGGCUGUUCAUCUCAAGGCCAUUGCUAUGCACGCAGGAGAUUAAGAAUAGAGAGAAGUUGAGAGAGAAUUCUGCAAUUUAGGAAUGUGGCUUUUGUGACUCAGCCAGUGUUUUCCUAUUAAUUCAGGUGGCAACAGUCUUCAUUGCUUGCCAAAAUUUUCUGCCCCUGAGGCAGGGUUGCCUCUCUCAGGGCAUAAGGAGAGAGAGAGAUGGUAGAGUCCGUAUCAGGUUACCAACCUGACUUUCAAAAAAAAGAAGUGGAACAUCUAGGCUCUUAAUUUUGAACCACUUUUUAAAGCUUUAUGAAGGUCUAAUUUGUAUAAUUGACAUGCAACAAAGUAUCCAUAUCCAAAAUGCACAGUUUGGUAAAGCCAUGAAACCAUCAUCACAACCAUGAAAAUGAAUUUAUCUGUCACCCAUAUAUUUUUUGUAUCCUUUUAUAAUCUCUUUCUGCCUUCUCCAGCUUUUCAUGGAUCAACUGAUUUCCUUUACAGUAAAUUAGUUUGCAUUUUCUGGAAUUUUAAAUUUUAUAUAUAUACAUACACACACACACGGACUUUUUUUUCUUACUGAUUUUCUUCAUGCUGUAUAAGUAUUUUGAGAUUCAGCAAUGAUGAAUAUUUGUGUUGCUGAGUCUCAUGCUGUUCUGUGGAUAAGUCAUUGUUUAUUCAUGUGUUUAGGGACAUUUAUGUUAUUUAUAGAUUUUUGUAUAUUACAAAUAAAGCUGCUGUAACUACAUGCGUUCGGUUCUUUAUGUGGACCUGUUUUAUUUUCCUUAUGUUAAUAACUCAAACUGUAAUGUGUAAGUUACAAUGUAGGUGAAUGUCUGACAUUUUAAGAAAUGCCAAACUGAUCUAAACGGAUGUUUCCUAUUGUAUUCCCACCAAGGGUGUAUGAGAAUUCCAGUUCUUCUACAUCCCUGCCAGAGCUUCAUAUGGCCAAUCUUUUUUAUUUUAGCUCUUUUAAUAUAUGAGUUGUGGUUUGUUUAGAAAGAAAGGCUUAAAAAUAUAUAUAUAUAUGAAUAGUGGUAUCUCACUGUGGUUUUCAUUGCAUUACCCUAAAACUUCAUGAUGUUAAGCAUUUUUUAAUGUUUUUAUUUGCCACCUGUGUACCUUUGGUAAAAUAUCUGUUCAUAUGUUUUCUCUGCUUUUUUUAAGAUGAGUUUAUAUUUAAAAAAAAUUAAAACACAGUGCCAAAUAGCUAUCUUUAGUAAUAAAGACAUGUUGGAAUUUUCCUCAUUAUUCUAUGAUACAAUUUCUUUGUUGUGUUUAACAAUUCUUUUUCUAUCGGAGGAAAUUUUUUCCUUUUUUUUUUUUUUU